Messenger RNA from Medicago truncatula (barrel medic), 1543 nucleotides. RefSeq names its product transcription factor bHLH93. The coding region runs from base 130 to 1107 and encodes 325 amino acids. Gene Ontology annotation, cellular component: nucleus. NCBI's taxonomy places the organism in Eukaryota, Viridiplantae, Streptophyta, Magnoliopsida, Fabales, Fabaceae. The transcript is spliced from 4 exons. The record is from RefSeq and is a predicted model, not a curated record. Gene Ontology annotation, biological process: regulation of DNA-templated transcription. Gene Ontology annotation, molecular function: sequence-specific DNA binding; DNA-binding transcription factor activity; protein dimerization activity.
CAUAGCAUUAUUUAACCAAACUUGAAACUCCUCCCAUUUUGUUCAACUUCAUUCCAUUGUUAAGACUUUUCUGUUUGGUUUUUCUUUAGUUUAUUCAUAGUUCACAAAAGUGGGAAAAGAGAAAGAAAAAUGGAACUUUCUCAACUUGGUUUUCUUGAGGAGCUACUAGCUCCAAGAAAAGACACAUGGAAUACUUUAUCCACUGGUUUGAAUGAGUUACUACUCCCUAAUGGUUGGACCUUUGACUCAUUUGAUGAAAAUCUUCUCAUCAAUCCAUCUUUAAACCCUUCAUUUGCUUCAUUCUCAACACCAUUAGACCAUAGAUUUGAAUGUCCUUAUGGAACUGAUGCAUCAUCAUUAUCAUACCCUUAUCUUGAUGGAUUCUCAGUUCCAGAGUUUGAUGAUUCAGCACCAGUUUUACCACAACAAGAAAGUAUUGAAGAGUUUGGAUUUGUUGGAAGUGAGAACAAGAGGUUUGAAGAGAGUAAAAUCAGCUGCAAAGUUGAGGAACAAGUUAGUGAGACACCAGUUUUUAACAUGGGUUUGUGUGGUGAGAAAAAAGCCAAAUCCAAAAGGGUUGAAGGACAGCCUUCAAAGAAUCUUAUGGCUGAAAGAAGGAGAAGAAAGCGUUUGAAUGACAGGCUUUCCAUGCUUAGGUCAAUUGUCCCUAAGAUCAGCAAGAUGGACAGGACAUCAAUUCUUGGAGAUACAAUUGAUUACAUGAAAGAGCUUCUAGAAAGGAUUAGUAAGUUACAAGAAGAAAUAGAGAAAGAAGGAACAAAUCAGAUAAACCUUUUAGGAAUUUCUAAGGAGUUAAAGCCAAAUGAAGUAAUGGUAAGAAAUUCCCCUAAGUUUGAUGUUGAGAGGAGAGACCAGGACACAAGAAUCAGUAUCUGCUGUGCCACAAAGCCAGGAUUGUUACUGUCAACAGUGAACACAUUAGAAGCAUUAGGCCUUGAGAUUCAUCAGUGUGUUAUAAGCAGUUUCAAUGAUUUUUCAUUGCAAGCAUCUUGCUCAGAGGUAGCUGGUCAGAGAAAUUGUAUGAACCCUGAAGAGAUAAAGCAAUCACUAUUCAGGAAUGCAGGUUAUGGUGGGAGAUGUCUCUAGGAAAAUGAUGGAAAGCUGACAUAACAAUUUGCAGAUGAUGAAAAAGAGGCAAAGUUUUCCUCUUCAAUAUCAAUAAUUCAAGGAAUUAGCAUGUUAAAAAGUUGUAAUGAGAUUCCAAAUAAGUUAGCUUUGGUUUAUGCAAUCACUUUUAGUGCUUUACCCUGUAUUUAACAUACAUAGGGUAUUUUAGAGCUAGCUUCACUUUCCCAUUGUGAUAAAAUUCCACCUUUUUAGUAGUACAUUGAUAAUGGAAAGUUGUUGCCAAAAAUCCAUGUGGAUUCAAAGUGAUUUUAAUAGAUUCCUGAAUAUGCACAUGCAUUAAAAUUUCUUUUUUGGGACAUUAAACAUAUGAUUAUGUGUCCUUUGUAUCAAGUUGCAGUGGCUACAAAGAGUGAAUGACACAAUUUUAAAAGGUUGGUGAAAAAAUUGCAUAAAA